Molecule: messenger RNA, 756 nt
Organism: Magnusiomyces paraingens
Lineage: Eukaryota; Fungi; Ascomycota; Dipodascomycetes; Dipodascales; Dipodascaceae
Exons: 1
Coding region: 1-756 (251 amino acids)
Source: RefSeq, a predicted model, not a curated record
AUGGAUUCAACUCAAUCUCACCUGGAGACUCGUCUUCAAGAACUUGAACAGGCUGCAGCCCUUGACAAACUUACCAUUGCAACACUACGGAAAGAAGCUUUAGAAGCUUCAGCUCGUGAAAAACAACUUCUUGGUGUUGUUGCAGCAACUGCCAAAACUUCAUCACAUUAUAACAAACACCAACGCUCAGUAUCAGGAACUAGUCUUCAAAGUGCAGGAAUCCGAACACUUAUUGAUCAUUACGAAGUACUGAUGCGACAUCAACAAGUCCAAGCUCGUGAAAAUAAAAAAAAAAAAUUUACAGGUGUUGAUAAUGAUAAUGAUAAUGAUAACAGUAAUGAUGAUAAACAAACUAGUGAACAAAACCAUGAUGACCAUCAAGAAGAAAAAGAAGAAGAAGAAGAAGAAGAAGAAGAAGAAGAAGAAAAUACAUUACUAAGAAAUGAAAACGAAAGGCUGCGAGACGAAUGUGCCCAACUAAGACAUGAGCUUGAACUCAUGGCAACUGCAUGGCAAUCUCUUGCACAAAGACUUGCAGCAGAUCAAACAGCAAUUACUGAGUCUACUAGUGGCAAUAACCAAGAAUCACAAUCUGUCGUCGACCUUGCAUCCACUUCCAAUGAAAGCUCGCCUGUUCUUGUUUCUGAACAAAAUGAGAAAUAUGAGAAACAUGAUCAAUUAAAAAACUGUCGGGUGUCGGCACCACCGACAUGGCUUGCGAGUCGGCGCAGCACCGUACUUGGCCCGAUCUUAUGA